This is a messenger RNA of Amphimedon queenslandica, 2050 nucleotides long. RefSeq lists its product as uncharacterized. The transcript has 11 exons. The record is from RefSeq and is a predicted model, not a curated record. Bases 280 to 1914 code for a protein of 544 amino acids. NCBI's taxonomy places the organism in Eukaryota, Metazoa, Porifera, Demospongiae, Haplosclerida, Niphatidae.
AUUGAUUCAGCGAGUAAGUUUAAUUUAUACCAUUAAAUCAAUGAUUGAAUGUUAUUCGUCUCUCCUUACAAACGUUACCUGUGUGAAUUAUUUUCUUUUUUCUAUUGGUUCAGUCUGUAAGUUUAAUUUAUAUGUUUCAUUUAAAAUUGAAUGUUAUUUGUCUCUCCUUACAAAUGCUAUGCUUAUAUGAAUUAUAUUUCAUCUUUCUAUUUGUUUAGGCUGUAAGUUUAAUAUUAUACUUUUCAUUUACAAUUGAAUGUUAUUUGUCUCUCCAUACAAAUGCUACUUAUGUCAAUUAUAUUCUUCUUUCUAUUGGUUCAGCUUCGAGAGAAGCUUCAUUACCAGCAGGCAGUGGAUCCUUAUGUUGAGGGAUACAGCACAGAUGAGGAUGGGACUGUUGCUAGCUCUUUGCUUGAUGACUACUUGCAAUUUGAGCCUUCUUCUCUUAAACAUGACUUUCUCUCUCUCAGUGUUGAUGACAUUAAACGGAGUUCUACUGAUCCUGUAACUUCUUCAUCUGUUCUAUCUCAAGCUCGUGAUAAACUUAUAACUCACUUUGAUACAGGUCAUAAAAAAAGUAAAGAAAAUUAUGUUCUCUCUGAAAAGAGUUUCCCUUUGACUUGUGACACAGAUAAUACUGUUAAUUUACAAAAAUGUGGUUUAGUUUUGUAUUUUCCUCAGAAAGUAAUCACAACUCUAGUUGAGUCACCAGCAGCUAUUAGCUAUGAUGUGACAGUUAAGGGAUUAUGGGCUGAGCAAUUUUUAUUUCCUAAAGGAACCCAGCUCAUCAGCUCUGUCACAUCAAUUGCUCUCAAUUCUCCUUUGCCAUUAGAUAAGCCAGUCACUGCUCAGUUAAUGCACUGUGCUAGCAUUACUGAUCAAUCUCAGAGCAAGUAUCUCAGUUUUAUUGUCUCACAUUCAUCUCAACCUCCUUUUGAGUUUGAGCUCUUACCAGGAGGGGAAUUCCUUGCAGGUUCAAAAUAUGGUACCAUACAGUUAAAGGAGUUCUCAUUGAUUGCUAUUGUAUUGGUGGUGUCAGCUACUGCAGCAAUUGCAACUGCCAUUGGAUAUCAAUUUUUCCAGGUUCCUUUACUGAGAUGUCAAGGAUUGAUUUAUUACAAGAGAGAGUCUGAAAAUAUGAAAAUGAGUUUUGCAGUUUUAAAUGACCUUCCUCACAAUGAUGCAAUUAUUAAGUUUAAAAAGGAGUCUUAUAAGAAAUUUGGAGAAGAGGAAUGGAAUUUUCCUUUUCAAAUGAGAACAGAUAGCCAACUUGAGCUGCACUUUCCUCCAGAUAAGCCAAUUGGAUGGACAGUACUACCACUUAGAAAACCUCCUACAAUACAUGAGAGAGAUGUUUGUGCCUACACUGAGUCACAGACCUCAAGUGACCUUCCUCCAUAUAUUUCUGUAAUACUGCAAGCAACAGCAACAGCUGCUGAAUGGCUUAGCUAUGAAAUCACUGUCAGUGGAAUCAAUAUAGACAAGAAAGACAGUAUUGCUAUUGUAGUGCAUAAAUCCAGAAAUUCUUGCAUUUCAUCUAUACCUUCAUUGGAGCUUGCACCAGCAGUUAUUGAAAAAUCAAACGAAGCUUCUGAGGUAUUUCGUGAGAAAAUAUCUACACUAAGCUCCAUCAUUGGUUCGGGCACUAGUACUAUCUUUGAUAGGAUCAGUGAUGAGUUUCUUAGUGCAGGACUCAUCAGUCAAUCAAUACUAGAUGACAUCACUACAGUACCUAGUUACUCCAAUUAUCAAAGAGGCAGUAGAUUAAUUCGUGAGCUGUACAAGAGAUUGCUAAAAAUAGAUACACUUAAUGAUGACCUCAUUGUGCUGUGUGAUAUCCUCACCAGACAAGAAGAUGAGCAACUGGUUCAGAUUGGUGAAGAUAUGAAGAAGAAUUCAUCUUGUGCUGUUUGACGCUAGACUAUGUAACAUACAAGUAGACAAAAUAGGCUCGUUAUUUUUAUCUUUCUUAUUUCAAUUGUUUAGGAUACUUAAUUAUUAUGCAUUAAUUUUACAAUUAUUAAGAAAUGCAGUACCAACUACCAACACA